Messenger RNA from Pan troglodytes (chimpanzee), 2749 nucleotides. RefSeq names its product REC8 meiotic recombination protein (gene REC8). Gene Ontology annotation, molecular function: protein binding; chromatin binding. The transcript is spliced from 19 exons. The coding region runs from base 947 to 2590 and encodes 547 amino acids. The record is from RefSeq and is a predicted model, not a curated record. Gene Ontology annotation, biological process: double-strand break repair; meiotic sister chromatid cohesion. Lineage: Eukaryota; Metazoa; Chordata; Mammalia; Primates; Hominidae. Gene Ontology annotation, cellular component: meiotic cohesin complex.
CACACGACGCGCCCUAGUUAGAAACAAAGUCGGAGUUUGUGGAUUGGGGGAAGGGCGGGGUCUAACCUCAGGUCAGGCGCCGUGCAAGGUACAUCUUGGCACCCGGAAGAGGCCCAGCACAGUUGCCCCCGAGGUGACCCGACCUCCCCUACCAAUUGAGGCGCCCUUGUUGCCAGGCUUGCGGCGGGGGAGCGGCGGGGGGGAGCGACGGGGAUGCGCUCAUUGGUCAAGGAAGGGGCGCCUGUUACUAGAGGCGAGAACCGGAGCCCAUUGGUCGGAACACCUCACAAUGGACCCCAGCGGCGCGCAGAAUCCUUAUGAUUGGUUUGCUGGCUGCCUCGGGAGACCCUGUUGCCAGGAUACUUGGCGUUCCCGACCCGACCCCCGUUCCCCAUUGGCUGUCAGGGCAAAAGCCGCCAUCUAAUGAGGAGCGAGGUGCGGUGCUCCGAAGCGCUCGCUUCCCGCGGUGCGAUCUAGUCCUGCAGUAGGCGGCCCGGGGCCACACCGCGGCCGCCCAAGCCAGUGCAAGGCCCAGGGGCCUGACAUCGCUCCCAGCGCUCGAGGACCGAGGCCUGCUGUGGAGGACACCGUGCUCCCUCGGGACCUGCUCUGGAUUCCGGCCCGGACGUCCCCUCGGAGCUCUGCAUCUCCAACCUGGAACCCAACCCAGAAGUCUCAAGUUUGACGCAUCACGUGGCGUGCGGAUCCACUGAGGGUCCACAGAGAGGGGCGCCCAUCUCCUGCGUCGCAGUUAUCCUGGUAAUUGUGUAUCUGCCCAUUGUUCGUUGCCUCAUUAACUUGACUUUCUAGGUGCACCCACCUUGCCACCAGAGAAGUCCAAAUCCUGACUUCUCUCCAAGGUGUUGGGAAUUCUGUGCCCUAAAGAAUUCCGACUCAGAUCCGAACGGGGAUCUGGUGGAAUCGAGGGUGAAAGACCAGAGGGACAAUGUUCUACUAUCCCAACGUGCUUCAGCGCCACACCGGCUGCUUUGCCACCAUCUGGCUGGCGGCGACUCGCGGCAGCCGGUUGGUGAAGCGCGAAUACCUGAGGGUGAAUGUGGUGAAGACCUGCGAGGAAAUCCUCAAUUACGUGCUGGUACGAGUGCAACCUCCGCAGCCCGGCCUGCCGCGGCCCCGCUUCUCCCUCUAUCUCUCAGCCCAACUUCAGAUCGGUGUGAUCCGCGUCUAUUCUCAACAAUGCCAGUACCUCGUGGAGGACAUCCAGCACAUCUUGGAGCGCCUCCACCGUGCCCAGCUGCAGAUCCGAAUAGAUAUGGAGACUGAGCUACCCAGCCUGCUGCUUCCUAACCACCUGGCCAUAAUGGAGACCCUAGAAGACGCUCCAGAUCCCUUUUUUGGGAUGAUGUCUGUGGAUCCCAGACUUCCUAGUCCUUUCGAUAUCCCUCAGAUUCGACACCUCUUAGAGGCUGCAAUCCCAGAGAGAGUUGAAGAGAUCCCUCCUGAAGUCCCUACAGAGCCCAGGGAGCCAGAGAGGAUUCCAGUCACUGUGCUGCCACCUGAGGCCAUCACGAUCCUGGAGGCAGAGCCCAUACGGAUGCUGGAGAUUGAGGGUGAACGGGAGCUCCCAGAGGUCAGCCGCCGAGAACUGGAGCUGCUGAUCGCAGAGGAAGAAGAAGCUAUCUUGUUAGAAAUCCCGCGGCUCCCACCUCCAGCUCCUGCAGAGGUGGAAGGAAUAGCAGAGGCACUGGGUCCUGAGGAGCUGAGGCCGACAGGCUGGGAACCUGGGGCCCUACUCAUGGAGGUGACCCCCCCGGAGGAGCUGCGUCUGCCAGCCCCACCCAGCCCAGAGAGGAGGCCCCCAGUCCCCCCACCUCCUCGCCGCCGCCGUCGUCGCCGGUUACUGUUCUGGGACAAGGAGACUCAGAUCUCCCCGGAGAAAUUCCAGGAACAACUGCAAACCAGAGCCCACUGCUGGGAAUGUCCCAUGGUGCAGCCUCCCGAGAGGACCAUCAGAGGCCCUGUGGAGUUGUUCAGAACCCCAACUCUCUCUGGCUGGCUACCCCCUGAACUACUGGGUCUCUGGACCCAUUGUGCCCAGCCACCCCCAAAAGCCCUCAGGCGAGAGCUGCCUGAGGAGGCAGCCGCUGAGGAGGAAAGGAGAAAGAUUGAAGUUCCAAGUGAGAUUGAGGUCCCGAGGGAGGCCCUGGAGCCCAGUGUUCCCCUUAUGGUGUCUUUAGAGAUCUCCCUAGAGGCAGCUGAAGAGGAGAAGUCCCGCAUCAGCCUCAUCCCACCAGAAGAACGGUGGGCCUGGGCUGAGGUGGAGGCGCCAGAAGCUCCUGCAUUGCCCGUGGUGCCUGAACUCCCUGAGGUGCCCAUGGAGAUGCCUUUGGUGCUGCCCCCAGAGCUCGAGCUGCUCUCACUGGAAGCAGUGCACAGGGCAGUGGCACUGGAGCUGCAGGCUAACAGGGAGCCUGACUUCAGCAGCCUGGUGUCACCUCUCAGCCCCCGCAGGAUGGCUGCCCGGGUCUUCUACCUGCUCCUGGUGCUCUCAGCGCAACAGAUUCUUCACGUGAAACAAGAAAAGCCAUAUGGUCGCCUCCUGAUCCAGCCGGGGCCCAGAUUCCACUGAGGUUAGAGUCCAUUUACAAAGCUGCCAGAAAACCGGCCACUUCUAGUAAACCACGUCGUGCCUCACUGGGUCCUGCUUACCUCAUUUCUGAAUGUGCAUUUCCAGCCUUCUUGCUCUCAGAGCUAUUGUUCAAGCAGAAAACAAGCUGCUUUUAUUACA